AUGGAAGGACCUUCUGGUGGUGCAGAUAAAUAUAAUUCUUUAUGUGUAAGAAAAGAUGAUGUCAUAGAGAAUGAAAUGAAAAUAGUUGAGAAUGAUAUAAACAGUAUGAGUAAUGUAAGUAGCUCAAGCAAUGCUAGUUUUAUGAAAAAUUUUAAUAAUUAUUAUAUACAUGAACCACUUACAAAUUAUUCACAGGAAUAUAAAAAUCUAUAUGGUGAGGAGAAUUUAAAUUCUUCUGAAUGUAAUUUGGGUGUAAAUAACAAUAAUAUGAACAAUGCGAGUAUGCUUAUGAAGAAGAAUGAUGGUUAUAAUAACUAUUAUAAAUUAAAUUAUAUGAUAAGAGAAAGAAUACAUCCUAAUUAUAAUCAAUUGAAUAAUGUGUAUAAUAUAAAUAAUAUGAAUAAGAUGUAUUAUAUGAGUCAUUUAAAUAAUACAAUUCCAUUAAACUACAUAAAUGUUUUAAAUCAUAUAAAUGAAACUUUACGAAAUAAUAUUACUACUUAUAAUAAUUAUAAUAAUAAUGACCAAACGAAUUUUAAUAAAGAUUUAGAACAUAAUAAUAACAAUAAGGAUGUAACUAACAGUGGUAGUAUGAAUUACUCAAAUGAGGAAGGUUCUAAUAUUGCUCCGAAUAUAUAUUUAAAUAAGAAUUCUAGAUAUAAUAGUUAUUAUGCCAUAAAUAAUAAUUCUGACAAUGUUCAUAUGAGAAAUUACAAUAAUGAAGAUAAUAAAUUUAAUAUGAACAAAGUGCAUGUAAUGAAUAACAAAAUGGAUGUUGUAAAUGUGAGUGAUAAUAUGAAUGAAAAUGAAGAUGUGAAUAUACCAAUAGGUUGGUCAUUAAAGGUUCCUUUAAAUGUAAAAAUUAAUAAUAAUGAAAGUAAUCACAUAGAUGAUGAUUUCACAUCGAAUGAUAUAAUGAGCAAUAUUCUAUAUAGUGAAACCCCAAAAAAAAAGAAUGAAAAAAGGAUGAUGUUGAAAAAUAUUAUGUAUCCUAAUGUUAUAAAAAAUAUAGAUGGAAGUAAUAAGAAGGAUAUAAAUAAUAUGAACUACAACAACAUUGAUAUGAAUAUUAAUAAUAAGAUUCCAAAUAAAUUUGAUGAAAAUAAAAAUAUUAGAAUUGAUAAAAGGGAUCAUGAUAAAUAUUUGAAUAAUAAGGAUUAUGGCUACCUACCAAAAUGUUAUAAUGAGAACAAUAUUGAGUGUAUUGAAAAUUAUAAAAACGACAUAAAUGAAAAUAAAAAUAAUUUUAAUGAUAUAAAAAGGAAUGAAAAUAUUAUUAAAAAAAAUAAUAUUAUGAAUUUUAAUGAAAAUAAUAAUGAUAAUAUUAAUGAUGGAAAUAAUAAUAAUAAUAAUAUUUAUAAUAAUAAUAAUAGUACUAAUAAUGCUCUUAUAACACUUGGUGAAAAUAUUUGUAGUACUAGUAAUUUUCAAAAUAACAAUUUAUAUGAAAAAAAUAAUUUAGUUGAAAUAAAAGAUAUAAAUAUACAUGAAAAUUUUUGCGAUGAAAAAAAUAAAGAAUUAAAAAAAUAUAUGGUUCCAAAAAAUCAAGAUACUUUAAAUGAAGUAACUAAUAAGAUUCUUAUAAAUAAAAAUGCAGAAUUAACUAACCAAAAAAUUUUAAAAAAAAUAAUGCGUGCAAAUAUUAAUGCAUGCCCAUUAGGUAGUAAUAAUAAUAAUAUACAUUUUUAUAAUGAAUUUAUAAAGGAUGAUAAUUAUUAUAAUAAUAUAUGUUUAAAUAAUGAAGAAUUAAAAAAUAAUAAUAAUAAUAAUAUUAUCCUAUUUAAUGCUAAUAAAAAUUGCAAUUAUAAGAAUCUUCAUUUAAAGAGUACAAAUAAUUAUAAUCGUAACAAUAAUAUUAAUAAUAAUAAUAUUGAUAAUAUUGAUAAUAUUGAUAAUAUUAAUAAUAUUGAUAAUAUUAAAUAUAAUAAUUUGAAUGAAUUUGAAGAAGAAGAAGAAAAUAAAGAAUAUAAAAAAAACGAACAAGAAAAAUUACCAAAUGAACACGAAGAACACGAAGAACAACAAGGGGAAAUAAUUAAAAAAGGUAAAAAGAAAAACAUAAAAUCAAAUAAAAAAAUUAUAAAGUGUAUUAAUUCAACAAAUGAAUUAUUAUAUUUGAUGAAUUAUGAUAAUAAAAAUAAUAAUUAUAUAAAAGAUAAUACAAAAAAUCUUGUUGAAUUUAAAAAUAUUAAUAAUAUAAAUAAUUUACUCUCUAAUAAGUGUCCCCAUGUUUUAAAUGUUUCAUCGUUAAACUUAAAAAAAAAUAUGGAAAACCAAAUGGGAAGAAAUAAUUAUAGUUUUAAUAAUAUAAAUAAUAAUCAUCUUAAUAAUGAUAUCCAUAAUUUUAAUCACCAGUUACAUAAUUUAAAACAUAUUAAUAAUACAGUUAAUUUAAGUAAUUGUGCUAGCCUUCAAAAAAACAAUGUGCAAAUGAGAAUGAAUACAAAAAAUAUAGUACCAGAAGAAAAUAGAAAAAUAGAAUCUUUUAUGAAUAUAAACAACAAUUCUUCAAAUAUAAAUUUUAUUGAACAUAAUAUGAUGAAUAAUAAUAUGAUGAAUAAUAAUAUAAAUAAUAAUAAUAUGAUAAAUAAUAAUAUGAUAAAUAAUAAUAAUAUGAUAAAUAAUAAUAAUAAUAUGAUAAAUAAUAAUAAUAAUGAAACCCCUAAAAGAACUCAUAGAGCAUCAUUAAAUAUAAUGCCAAAUAUGAAUAUACCUCAAAAAAAUAAUUUCACAUUAAAUUCUAAUAAAAAUGAUGUUGUUAUGAAUAAUAUGAAUUCAUAUCAAAUAAAACAUGUAAAUUAUGAAGAUAUGGAAAAUAAAAAUGUUUAUCCUAAAAAUUUCUUAAAUAAUUUAGAAAAUCUUCACAUGACUACUACUAUGGAUAGUAACAAAAAAAGAGCUAGCGAAAAUAGUGGUGAUCUAAAUCGAAUGUUGAAUAAUAAUUUAAAUAGUCCUAAUAAUAUAAAUAACAUAAAUAAUAUAAAUAAUACAAAUAAUACAAAUAAUACAAAUAACAAUAUUAAUAUUGUUAAAAGUAAAACUAUACAAAUGAAUUCUCCUUUAAAAAAUAUUACGAAUACACUUCAUGCUAAUAAUUAUAAUAUGAAUAAAAUGAUGGUGUAUCAAUCACAAAAUAUUAUUACACAUGGUAAUACAAAUAAUAAUAAUACUACUACUACUACUAAUAAUAAUAAUAAUAAUAAUAACAAUGUUUAUCCUUACGAUAAUAAUGCAGAUAACUCUAAUAAAAAUUCUGCAAAUAAUAAUUUCCUUAAUCAUUUAAAUAAUGAAACACAAAAUAGAAAAAAAUAUAUGACUAGUAGUCAUACAGUAAACAUGCAAAAUAAUGGAAACCACGUUCAUAUAAAUAAUAUUAGUAUGAAUAAUAUCAAUAAUAAUAAUAUGAAUAAUAUCAAUAAUAUCAAUAGUAACGUUAUGGUUGCUUAUAACAAUGUCCCAAGUAAUAAUAGAAACUACAAUAAUGAUAAUAAGAACCUAAUGCUUAAUCCUCAUUAUGACAUGAUGAAAAGAAAUGAAAACACACAAACUAAUAAUUUAAAUAUGGCAAAGGUUCAAAAUGUUUAUAGUAAUAAUAAUACUGGUGGUUUCGUUGUAAGUAAUGAUUAUGUUGUAAAUAAAAAUAUGAUAAAUGAAAACAAAACAUCGAAUUUAGAAACAAAUCAUCCAUAUAACCAUAUAGAUAAGAAAGUGAUGAAUGACUUCAAUAAUAAUAAAAGUGGAGGAAAUAUAAAUUAUAAUAAUAUGUUAAAUAAAAAUAUACAGAACAGAAUGAAUAAUUCUAAUGUAAUAGUACAAAAUAAUAUUCGCUCAAGUAUUUUAUUAAAUAAAAAUAAUAGUAUUAGUAAUAAUAAUAAUAAUAAUAAUAAUAAUAAUUUUGUAUAUGAUAAAGAAGAUGUAACUAAUAUAAAAUAUGAUUUAUUAAAUAAUAAGAAUGUUCAUAACAAUAUAACAUUUAUUGGCUCCCCAAAAAAUCUUAAUAAUUCAUUGAUUCCUUUGAAUAAUAAUAUGAAUAAAAAUAUAAUAUCAGAAGAUAUAAAUAAAAAUGGAGAUAUUAUAAAUUCAUAUAAUGGAAAUGCAUUACCAAUUAAUUAUGAUCGAAAUGAAUAUGCAUCUUCACACUCUGAAAAAAGUACAAACAUAAAUGAUACAUUUAUGAAUUCUAUGAUAAAUUCAAAAAAUAAUAAUAGUAUUCAUUUAAAUCAGAUGUUUACAAAAAAUACUAUAACAUCUAAUAAAAAUUGUAGUAAUGAAACACAAAUAAUGAAUAGAAAAAAAUUAACAAGAACACAAAAUAUAAAUAAUUUAAAAUCAACAGAUAUUAAUUCAAACAUUAAUUUUAUUAAUCAUAAUAUUAAUAAUAAUAGUGAUGUAAAGAGAAUGAGUAAUUUCAAUAUACAUAGAGAUGUUAUGUAUUUGAAAGAUGAACAAAACACAGUUACACAAGAUAUUAAAAAGGUAUGUACUAAUAUGUCAUCAAAUUAUGGUUCUUUAAAUUAUGUAAGUCGUGAUAUUAUCAAUCAGUGCAAAAAUAAUAAUACAAAUAACAAUAACAUGAACAAUAAUAAUAAUAUGAACAAUAAUAAUAAUAUGAUUAACAAUAAUAUGAAUAAUAAUAAUAAUAUGAACAAUAAUAAUAAUAUGAUUAACAAUAAUAUGAACAAUAAUAAUAAUAUGAUUAAUAAUAAUAAUAAUAUAGCAGGGAACAAUUUUGUUGGUGGACUUUUAAGAAAUGACAAUCAUUCAAAAGAUCUUGAUAUACUAAAUAAUUUAAGUAAAGGGAAUAAUUAUAAUGAGUAUGUUAAAAAUAAUUAUUCUUUAGUAAAUGACCCCAAAGUUCUUAAUUCAAAUAAUAAGGAAAACACGAAUAGUCCAUACAAUAAUACUCCUCAUGAUCGUAUUAAUAAUAAUAAUAAAUAUAAUAGUAAUUAUAACAAAACCAUAGAUCAUGCAUCUUCAAAUAAUAAUUUAUCAUCUCCUUCAUGUGUAAAUUUAAAAAAUUUAAUUAAUAUAAAUAAAAAUUUCAAUGUAUUAAUGAAUAAUAUGAACAACGUAGAUCAAUCAUCUUUAAAUAUGAACGCUCAAAGUAAUAACAUGUAUGAUUCUUAUGGUAACGAAAAUAUUGGUAUUAUAAAUAAUAUAGAGAACAAAGAACAAUUAGAAAAUAACAACAACAAUAAUAAUAAUAAUAAUAAUAAUAAUAAUAUGAUGUAUGCAUCAAAUAGAAAUUUAAUAAAUCCAUAUAUGAAUAUUAUGAACAUGACAGGAAAUGUUAAUAUGAACAAUAAUAUAAAUAAUAAUAUGGUAUUAAAUAGAAAUUCCUUAUCUUUAAAUAAUACGAAUUUAAUGAAUGAUUUAAAUAUGAAUGGAAAUCCUUAUGUAAAUUAUAAAACUAAUGCGAAUAUGCCAAAUGAAGAUAUAUACAAUUUACAUAUGAUUCAAAAUAAUGAUGAUAUAAAAAAUAAUUUAAAAAAAGCCGCACCAAAGAGAAAAAAACAAGAAAAUAAAUCAAAUGAAUCUCCUAAUGUUGUAAAUCUUUUAGGUAGUACAAAACGACCAAGAAAAAAGAAAAAAGAUAAUGCAUCUUCAGAAUCAUCAAAUAAUGAUUUAUUAUUAAAAAAUAAAAAAACGGUUAAAAGCCCAAAGGGAAGAAAACCAAAAAAUAAAAAUUUAUCACAACAUAAUGUUAAUGAACAACUAAAUAAUAAUUAUAUUACUAAUGAUAAUUCUUCAAACCUUUUAAAUAAAAAUAUCAUGAAUAAUAAUAUUAACAUGAUCAAUAAUGCUACUUGUUCUUCUACCAUAAGUGCUAAUAAUAAUAUAUCUCAAAUGAAUAAUAUAUAUUCUGAUGGAUUAAAAGAUAAUAGUGAAAAUGCUAAUAAUAUGUAUAACAUGAAUCAGAAAUAUAUAAAUGAUAAUAAGCAAAUGAAUAAUAACAUAAUCACCCCAAAUAAUAAUAAUAAUAUGAACACAACAGCAACAGCAACAACUACUACUAAUAAUAAUAUUAUUAAUAAUAAUAAUAUUAAUAAUAAUAAUAAUAAUAAUAAUAUUAAUAAUAAUAAUAUUAAUAUUCAUGAUAACCAAAUAAACGAACAAACCAUCAUCACGAAUAAAAGUAAAACCAUGAGUACCACAAAAAAUACGUUGAAUCAAGAAAAUUUUGAAAGGAAUAAUUCAGAAAGCAUGAUGGUUUAUAUGAAGAAUGUUAUGCAUGAUAAUGAUAAAUUAAUUAAUAGUAAUGUAUCUAUGAAACAAGAUGCGUUAUCAUUAUAUCCAAAUAAUAUAGAAAUACAAACACAAAUGAAUAACGUACAUAAUGAUAAGCUACUAUUACAAAAUAGGCAUAUGGUAAAUAGUAAUCUAGAAAAUAAUAAUGUGAUUAAUAAAAGUCAGGAAACGCACGAAAAUGAUUCAACAAUGAAUAAGGCAAAUAUAUACACACAUGUUGACGAAAUAUUUGGUCGUCCAAAUAAUAUAAACAAAGUUAAUUCACAGAAUGAAAAUUUGAAUAAACCUGUGAAUCAAGAUAUAAAUACAAAUAUAAAUACAGACAUUAGUACAGAUAUGAAUACAGAUAUUAAUACUGAUAUAAAGUAUGAACAUAAUAAUACUCUUGACAAUUCAAGCAAUGUUCAAGGAACUAUUUCCGAAUAUGAACAAAAAAAAAUCAAUAAGCUUGAUGAUAUUUCAAAUGUAGAUAAUGAUAAUAUACAAUUAAAUAAAGAUCAUUAUAACAAUAAUAAAAUUUUUAGUGAAAUUAAUAAGAGCGAAGAAUAUACUCACAAUGUAACUUUCUCGACAGAUAACCAAAGUAGUGAAUACAAAAAUAGUAUUGACAGCAAUGCGAAUGUGGUCGAACAAAAUAUGGAUUAUAAUAAAAAUAAUAAUAAUAAUGAUGAUGGGGAUAUAAAUGAUUCUCAUUUAAAUGAUAUGAACAAAGUAAUUAAUAUUAAUAAUAAUAGUGUCAUAAAUAAAUCUAUUGUAGAAAUAAUGGAGAAUGAAUAUCCUUAUGAUUCCUUUGAAAAUGUGAUUCAUAAUAAUAGAGAUGGAAACGUUAUUUCAUAUAAUGAAAAUUUUGAAUAUAAAAAAAAUAAUAUCUUAUUAGUAUCAAAGAAUACAGAACAUAGUAAUGGAAAUGUUUACCAGAUUAAGAAUCGAGCAUUUGAUAUUUAUUUAAAUGAAAAAACAAAAAAUAGAAUAGAAAAAGAUAUCCAUAAUGAUAAUAUUAAAAGUAUGAAUAGUAAUUAUGAUAAUGUAGAAAGUUAUAAAAUCCAUAAGAGUAAUGAUAAUAUUAAUAGUAACAAUAAUUUUGAUUCAUCUAAUGUGAAUAAUAAUCAAGUAGAAGAAAAAUUAAAACAUGGAAUUUCCUCUACAGAUUGUGCCUAUUGUGCUGAUAGUUCAUUUACUUCAAAUUCUAAUAUAGGCGAAGAAUUUAAUGAAGAAAGCGCUAUAUUAAUUGGAUCAUUUAGAGAUAAUAAACAUUUACAUAUGGAUAAAAAUGAAAUAUUAAAAAACCAAAUGAAAUAUAAUAUUUUGGAUAAUUUAAUAAAUAUUAAUUUCAAAGAUGAAAUAAAAAGAAUAAUACAAAAUGCACAAGCUACAUUUAAUAUGAAUGAUCAAAAUGAAAAAAUC
Plasmodium gaboni is the source of this 7653-nucleotide messenger RNA. RefSeq lists its product as hypothetical. The transcript has a single exon. Lineage: Eukaryota; Apicomplexa; Aconoidasida; Haemosporida; Plasmodiidae. The record is from RefSeq and is a predicted model, not a curated record. The annotation marks the transcript as partial.